AUGCCUCACGAAACAAGCAACCGAUUGACUGCAGCCAUGUCGAUUUUGAAUCGACCCGCACGCUCGGUCGAAUGGCCAAAGACGGGAGACCGUCACUCAUACCUAUCUGAGAUCUUUGGUUCCAAUGUAUUUCCCAUGGAGUACUUGCAAUCCAAUCUUCCUCGAGUUGUAUUCGACCGUUUCGUGGAUCAAGUCAAUGGUCAUCAAGCUAUUGACAAGGCUACCGCCAAUGCCGUUGCCGAAAAGGUCUGCAAGUGGGCAAUGGACAAGGGUGCCACGCACUUUACUCAUUCAUUCCAACCUCAAACUGGUCUUACUGCUGAGAAACAUGACAAUUUCUUGGAUUUGAGGAAGAGUGACAACUUGGGUCUUGAUCAAUGGAAGCCCAUUGAUCGACUCUCUGGAUCUCAACUCAUCCAGUCCGAACCUGAUGCAUCUUCCUUCCCUAACGGUGGUAUGAGAAGCACUUUUGAAGCUCGUGGAUACACCAUCUGGGACACUGGCAGUCCAAUGUACUUGCGAAAUGGUCCAUAUGAUACCAAGGUCUUGAUCAUCCCUGCCGUCUUUAUCGGAUAUAAUGGUGAAGCAUUGGAUGAAAAGACCAUCUUGCUUCGAUCUUCAGAUGCCUUGAAUGUCGCAGCCACAAAGCUCUUGCACUUGAUUGGUGACAAGGACGUAAAAUACGUCGGCACCACAUUGGGUACCGAACAGGAAUACUUCCUCAUCGACCGUAGUGUAUACCAGAUGCGUCCUGAUCUCAAAAUCACUGGUCGUACUCUGAUUGGUACCGUCCCACCCAAACAUCAACAAUUGGAAGACCACUACUUUGGUGCUAUCCCUUCUCGUGUCUUGGCUACCAUGGCUGAAGCAGAGUUGGAAUUAUUCAAGCUGGGUGUCCCUGUAAAAACUCGUCACAAUGAAGUAGCACCAAAUCAAUUCGAGUUGGCACCCAUCUUUGAAGAGGCUUCCUUGGCUGUCGACCACAACUUGUUGACUAUGGAAACAUUGCAUCAAGUUGCUCAUCGUCAUGGGCUCAAGGUCUUGUUCCAUGAAAAGCCAUUCAAAGGUGUCAAUGGAAGUGGUAAACACUGUAACUGGUCCAUGGCUACUAGCACUGGCGUCAACUUGCUUGAUCCUACGUUGAAGCCUGAAACCAACUACCGCUUCCUGCUCUUCUUGGUUGCUACAUUGGAUGCUGUAUACAAACACGGUGGCUUACUUCGAUGUGGUAUUGCUUCUGCAUCCAACGAACAUCGUCUAGGUGCCAACGAAGCUCCUCCUGGUAUUGUCUCUGCCUUCUUGGGUGCCCACUUGUCUGAAGUAUUAGAUGCUAUUGAAGAAGGUCGACCAGUCAACAUGGCUACUCAACCUCACAACGCAUCAGUCAAGGUUGGCGGUACCAUCCUAAAUCUCAGUAUCUCUACUCUACCUGAGAUUGCUCGUGACUUGACUGACCGUAAUCGUACUUCAUCUUUUGCCUUCACUGGCAACAAGUUUGAAUUCCGAGCUGUCGGAUCUAAACAAUCUCCAUCUUUCCCAAUGGCUAUAUUGAAUGCUGCUGUAUCUCGAUCCAUUACUGAAGUCACUGAAGCAUUGACCAAACAAAUGGGUAGUAAAGCUACAGCAUCUACUGAAGACAUUAUGGCUGUAGUCAAAACAUAUAUUCAGUCAACAAAGAACAUUCGAUUUGAAGGCAACGGAUACUCAAAUGAAUGGGUCGUUGAAGCUGAAAAGCGGGGUUUGCCCAACAUCAAAGCUUGCCCAGUGGCAUUCCGACAAUUGCUUGACCCUAAGCAUGUCAAACUCUUGACUAGAUUGGGUAUCUUGAGCGAGGCUGAAAUCAAGUCUCGAUUCCACAUCUUGAUGGAAAAGUAUGCCAAGGAUUUGUUGAUUGAAGGCAACACUUUGAAGUCUAUGGUUGCUCAAGGUGUCUUGCCUUCCGCCUUUGCUUAUCGCAUGAACUUGUCUACUACUGUUGCCAAUCUCAAGUCAGCAGGUUUGGAUGUAUCUUCAGCCCCUGAAGUCCGUAUCCUCAAAGAGGUUGCGGUCUUGGCAAAUGAGCUCCAAGCUUCUCAGGACAAACUGAUUGCCCUGUUGGACAAGAUCCAUGCCAAUGAUGAUCCUGAACAUCAAGCUGAUCUCUGCAGUCAGCAAUUGACUGGAUUGAUGGAUGAAAUCCGUGACAAGGUUGACAAUCUUGAAAACAUUGUCGCCGAUCAACACUGGAUCUACCCCAAAUACUCUGAACUUCUCUUCUAA
Molecule: messenger RNA, 2259 nt
Organism: Synchytrium microbalum
Lineage: Eukaryota; Fungi; Chytridiomycota; Chytridiomycetes; Synchytriales; Synchytriaceae
Gene: GLN1
Product: glutamine synthetase
Exons: 10
Coding region: 1-2259 (752 amino acids)
Molecular function (GO): glutamine synthetase activity
Source: RefSeq, a predicted model, not a curated record